AUGUCAACCAUCGCCUCUCCCCGCGAACCCCCGCGGCGCACGCCCAACUCCUCCACGCGCCCAUCCCUCGAAAUCUCCCGUUCCGCCGUCGCCUCGCCCGUCCUCGGCCAAUCCUCCUCGGCGUCCUUUCCGACGUCCCCCGCGCUCGGCGCCCAGCAGCUGCAACAGCCGGUCCCGAAGCGGGCCAACCGCGCCGCCCUCCGCGAAUACUACAACCUGCGGGCCUCGGCGCCGCGCAUUGACUUGCCGGACUCCGAGGUGCCGACCAGCGACAUCGACGCCGAGGACUUUGACGCCGAGGAUUAUGUUACCAAGGUGGCAACGCGGAGCAGCCUGGAGGAGCUGCUGCGGCUGUACACGCGGGUUGUGGGCGAGGUUCGCGCGCUAGAUGCCGAGAAGAAGGCUCUCGUGUACGACAACUACAGCAAGCUGAUUACGGCGACGGAGACGAUUCGCAAGAUGCGAGCAAACAUGGACCCCCUGAACCCCAUGGCCUCAACCCUCGAUCCCGCCAUCGCCCAAAUCUACACCCAAGCCUCGUCCAUCCGCGAAGCCCUCCGAGCGUCGGUCCCCCCGCCAGACUCAGAGCAAGGCAAGAAGCGCGAUGCGGAGCUGCGCAAGCAACGCACACGGGAGCUAGCCGCCGAGGUGCUCGGGAUGCCGGAGCGGCUUCGGAACCUGGUCAAGGAGGGCAAGCUCGAGCAGGCGCGCAAAGACUGGGAGAUGCCGCGGCGGUUGCUGGUGGCAUGGAAGGAGAAGGGCGUCGGCGGCCAUGAUGUCGAGGAGUGUCUGGAAGAGGGCGAUGAAGCGUUACGGAAGGAGGAGAGUAUUGCGAGCGCAGUGAGUGAACGAUCGUCAACAGAUACACGCGUGUCCAAGGACGGGAGAUUGUCCAAAGACGGGCGGUUGUCCAAGGAUGGACGAUUAUCCAAGGACGGGCGAAUGUCCAAGGAUGGACGGUAA
Messenger RNA from Ilyonectria robusta, 963 nucleotides. RefSeq names its product Vps51/Vps67-domain-containing protein. NCBI's taxonomy places the organism in Eukaryota, Fungi, Ascomycota, Sordariomycetes, Hypocreales, Nectriaceae. The transcript is spliced from 2 exons. Gene Ontology annotation, biological process: retrograde transport, endosome to Golgi; Golgi organization; lysosomal transport. The record is from RefSeq and is a predicted model, not a curated record. Gene Ontology annotation, cellular component: EARP complex; membrane; GARP complex. Bases 1 to 963 code for a protein of 320 amino acids.